GAAAUAAUCAACAAUGAAGAAACUCCUCAGUCAAGUCUAUCCAAGACAGCAAGGGGGCGAUAAAACCGAAAAACAGGCCCAACAAAAAUCAAAAGCCCUGCGCCGGAUCUUCCGUCGCCUAAAAGGGACCAGCAUCGAUACACGCCCCUUUCCAUUCCUCAGCCUCCCCCGCGAGAUCCGCGACAUCAUCUACCGCGAGCUACUAACAACCCCUGCCAACGGCACCCUAUGGAUCCGAUACAAUGUCAGCCUGCCUGGAUCCAGCGCAAGAUGCGGCAACUGCACACGCUGCACUUCCAGCUCGGCCCGGGCCGCUCCUGGUAUGUGAGGAAUAUCGGUUCCGUGUCCCCCGAAUGGCAACAGUUCUUCCAACGAGGCUGGAUGGAGAAGAUUGUGGCAAUAUCCCACACAUCACGACUUUGCGAGUGGAUGAUGCGUUCGUUCAGUUUUGUGAUCAAGUCCGGGAUAGUGAGUGGGCGUCUUUCCGUGACCU
This is a messenger RNA of Aspergillus heteromorphus CBS 117.55, 493 nucleotides long. RefSeq lists its product as uncharacterized. The record is from RefSeq and is a predicted model, not a curated record. NCBI's taxonomy places the organism in Eukaryota, Fungi, Ascomycota, Eurotiomycetes, Eurotiales, Aspergillaceae. The transcript has a single exon. Bases 14 to 328 code for a protein of 104 amino acids.